GUUACGUAACCCUCUAUGCCAGUGCCAAAUUGCAUGCUCUGGAACUCAAAAUCCAUUGAGAUGAGAAUAUCUUUGUGAAGACCCGUAAGCUUGAUGCAGAUAUAGAUAUAGUGCUUCUGUUCAACCCAAUAAAUAUAUUCAGGCACCAAACAUACAUUUAUGAUACACCAAAGUGAAGCUCGUCCACUCAAGACAAGAUUAUCACCGGCCCCUUUCCAUUCACAAACCUAAGAGCAAGAAGCACCUGUCACUGAACAACUAGCCAACCAACCAUGAUGCCUGUUCAUGGCCUCAUCAUCUCCCUCAUUUUUGUGUCCAUUUUAGCCAAUGAGGCAAGCUUGGUCCAAGAGGCAAAUGGGUCAUUUCCAAUGGUGCCCUUGAUGGAGGCUGGGAAGAUGGAGAUGAUGAUGAUGAUGAAUGAGAGCAGAAGAAAACUAGGAAGCUUCCAGAUAUGUGCCUUGUGCACCUGCUGUGGUGGAGCAAAAGGGGUUUGCUUGCCCUCUCCUUGUUGCUAUGCCAUCAAUUGCAACAUUCCUCAUAGACCUUUUGGCUUCUGCUCAUUCACACCCAAGACCUGUAAUUGCUUUGGAUGCCAUCUUUAGUCCCCCUAUAUAGUCUUAUAAUAAUAAUUUGAAAAAAAAAAAUUGAGGGUAUCUUUAGUUAAUUCUGCUGCAAGUGUGAAUGGGAAAGUGAAGUGAAGAAGAAUAUCUGUUCUUGGUUAGUUUGUUUAUUACUAUUAGUCAUAAUUAUCAUUUUGGGAUUGUUAUUUCCAGGAAUUCUUUUUGCUUUCUGCUGUGCUCACUGGGAUUUGUUAGAGGUGCCUGGAGAUAUAGCACAUUGUCUGAUUUGUCAGAAUAGCAAUAUAUGAUAUAAUUAUAUGUAGUACAUGGGGAAUCAAGAAGACGUUGUCCCUUUAUGUGGAGAUACUGGGGUUCAUGAUAAUUUUUCACUUUUUUGAAUGAUUAUAGUAAUGCAAGUGCUCAGUGAGGCUGUCGUUUGGCCAGGACCAUGAUUCAAC
Molecule: messenger RNA, 1018 nt
Organism: Vigna angularis (adzuki bean)
Lineage: Eukaryota; Viridiplantae; Streptophyta; Magnoliopsida; Fabales; Fabaceae
Exons: 3
Coding region: 273-602 (109 amino acids)
Source: RefSeq, a predicted model, not a curated record